Molecule: messenger RNA, 1890 nt
Organism: Rotaria sordida
Lineage: Eukaryota; Metazoa; Rotifera; Eurotatoria; Philodinida; Philodinidae
Source: the annotation of a GenBank genome assembly
AUGUUAGGUUCUCGUCUUUUGACCAGGAGUCAACCUUUAUUUCAACGAACUUUUGUAACUCAAGCAAAUGUUGCUGUUACAAAUGAAAAUAAAACUGAACAAGGAGAUAAAACAAGUGAAUAUCAAUCAUCGAGUAAUUCAUUUGAUCCUCCACGACGACCAUUAACUCAACAAUUUACUCAUCAAGUAACAAAUCAAGUUCCACCACUUGAAUAUAUUGAUUUAUAUAAAAGUGAUUUAACAUUACGUGAAUUUGUUACAAAGGAAAAUAAAGGACAAAUUAAAGAUAUGGGUGUUGAAUUGGCUACUUUUCAUUGGUUUGAACAAGGUCAAACAGCUAAUCAACAUUUGCCAGCAUUACAUCAAUUUGAUCGUUAUGGACAACGUAUUGAUGAAGUUCAUUUUCAUCCUGCUUAUCAUGAUCUUAUGCAAAUCGGAAUGAGAUAUGGAGUCCAUUCGGUUGCUUGGGAAUCAUUGCCAGGUUCUCAAACAAGUUUUAAUCGACAUGGACAUUUGCAACAUGCUGCAGGAUUGUAUAUUCUAACACAAGUUGAAGCAGGCGUUGGUUGUCCACUAUCAGCGACUUAUUCUGGUUAUCCAGUUCUUCGUCGUUAUUUUCAUUGUACAAAUAAAAAACUCACAGAUAGUUUUCCAUUAGACAGAAUCUUAUCUCGUAAAUAUGAUCAACGAUGUUUACCAGCCAAUCUUAAAUCAGGAUUGACAAUUGGAAUGGCAAUGACAGAAAAACAGGGUGGUAGUGAUGUUCGAGCAAAUACAACAAAAGCUUAUUGUGAUAAUUCACAUGAAAAACGUUAUAUUCUCAUUGGUCAUAAAUGGUUUUGUUCUAUACCAAUGAGUGAUUGUUUUCUUGUACUCGCUCAAAUACACAAUGAUGAUAAUCUUAAUCAAUCAUCAUCUAGUUGUGUACCAUCUUGUUUUUUUGUUCCACGUUGGUUACCAAAUGGUGAACGUAAUCCAUUCUAUAUUCAACGAUUAAAAGAUAAACUUGGUAAUCGUUCAAAUGCAUCAAGUGAAAUCGAAUUUAAUAAUACUCAAGCUUGGUUAUUGGGAAAAGAACAUGAUGGUGUUAAAGUCAUUAUUGAAAUGAUUCAUGGUACGCGUUUGGAUUGUGCAAUUUCAAGUGCUGCAUUAAUGCGACAAGCUUUAGUCCAAGCAACUUGGCAUGCACGUCAUCGUAAAGCUUUUGGACGAUUGUUAAUCGAUCAACCAUUAAUGAAACAAGUUUUAAUUGAUUUAUUACUUGAAUCUGAAGCAGCUACCGCACUUGUUAUGUAUCUUGCAACACUUUUUGAUGCGACAUAUAAUAAUAUUCAUUCAAAUAAUGCCAGUGAGAUAGGAGCAUUAGCUCGUAUAGCUACAGCAAUAGCAAAAUUUUGGAUAUGUAAACGGACACCAGAGACAACCUAUGAAGCAUUAGAAUGUCUUGGUGGAGCUGGAUAUGUUGAAGAAUCUAUGAUGCCACGUAUAUAUCGUGAAGCUCCGCUUAAUAGUAUUUGGGAAGGUUGUGGAAAUGUCAUUUGUUUGGAUAUUUUACGUUCAAUGAGAAAAUCACCUGAAUCUCUUCAAGCUUAUUUAUCAUUUAUGCAUGAAACUAAAGGUUCAAAUAAACAUUUAGAUGCUGCAUUAGAACGUGUUGAAAAAACUUUAUUAACAAAAGAUCUUCCAUCGAAUCUGCUCGAACGUCAUGCACGAACAUUAGCUACACAAUUAGCUUUAUGUCUUCAAGCUGGUUUACUUGUUCGCCGUUUACCACAAACAGUCAGUAAUGCAUUCUGUUCAUCACGUCUUGGACCUAAUCGAGGUUCAAUUUUCGGUGACUUACCUAUGGAUGUUGAUACUGAUGCGCUUUUAACAAGAUUACCUUUCUGA